AUGGGUUCAAAUAGUUCAAAUACUGAACUUCAAGAUUAUGGAAGACGUUUAUCAGAAGCCAGUAAUAUUAGCAAUAAUAAUAAUAAAGAUGGUAACAUUGAGCAAUUUAAAAUUAAAUCUAUUAUUUCACGAUUACCGCCACCACCAAUUCCUCUUUCACAAAUUAAUUCAACGAAUCUUGAUAAUAGAAUUCGAGAUGCCAUAAUAAAAAAACAAAAUCGAUUAAUUGAAUUAAUAAAAUCAGUUUGGCCUCAAUUAAGAGCUCCCAGUGUAAAAUUCACAUUAUCAAAUUUAUCAGUUCGAGCUUUAGAAAGAAGAAAAAUGAUUUCCCCUUUGAUGUUAGGAUCCGUAACUAUUCGUAACGGUCAACAAAUGGUUUUAUCCGCUACCGUCAAAACAACGAAAUAUGUUAAAAUUGAUAAUUUUCAUAAACCCAUGGUGGUUACUGAUUUAUGUGAUCCAAAAAUAUAUUUUCUUAAACAUUAUAAAUUUAUAAUAACUAAAAUUUUACCAAAAUUAUCAAAAGAAGUUACAAUAGUUCAACAACAACCUGGAUUAUUUUUAACUGUGAAAGAAGUGAAAAUGAGAAAAUUGGAAAUUUAUAAAAUUUUUGAAUGCAAAUUGUGUUCGAGUGGUAUGGGUGAUUUGAAAAUUUUUACUUAUGAUGGAAUCUUAAAGCAUUUACAAAGUCCUCGUCAUUUGAACCUUAAAUCUAUUAGUGAAGAAGAUCAGAUCAAAAUUAAUUUGAAAGAAUAUAUUUUGGCUUUUAGUGAAAAUCUUCCUCCAAAGAUUGAAGACAUUAAAUAA
Molecule: messenger RNA, 807 nt
Organism: Diversispora eburnea
Lineage: Eukaryota; Fungi; Glomeromycota; Glomeromycetes; Diversisporales; Diversisporaceae
Source: the annotation of a GenBank genome assembly